Pelobates fuscus (common spadefoot toad) is the source of this 1590-nucleotide messenger RNA. Its product is annotated as keratin, type I cytoskeletal 19-like. Gene Ontology annotation, cellular component: cytoskeleton. The transcript is spliced from 7 exons. The coding region runs from base 75 to 1283 and encodes 402 amino acids. The record is from RefSeq and is a predicted model, not a curated record. Gene Ontology annotation, biological process: epithelial cell differentiation; intermediate filament organization. Gene Ontology annotation, molecular function: structural molecule activity. NCBI's taxonomy places the organism in Eukaryota, Metazoa, Chordata, Amphibia, Anura, Pelobatidae.
AGGACAGAAAGACAGUUACACUCCUGUGAUCUGCAUCUCUAGGUCUGCUGUAACCAGCUGCUCUACUUCCAAAAAUGUCUUACUCCAUGCGUCAGACCAGCUAUGCAAGCUCCUCCAGAGGGCUUGGAAGUGGUAUUGGUGGUGGAUCUCAAAGGUUUUCUAUCAAAGCCCCAAGUGUCCAUGGUGGGUACGGGGGACAAGGGGUCUCUGUGUCAUCUGCCCGGUUAGUUUCUUCCGGUUUUGGAGGACUUGGAGGUGGCAGUGGUUACAGCAGUGGGUUUGGGUCUGGUGGUGGCUAUGGUGGCUCAUACAACGUUAGCGUGUCGGGGGAUGCCUUGCUUUCUGGAAAUGAGAAGCAGACCAUGCAGAACCUGAAUGACCGUCUGGCCUCGUACCUGGACAAGGUGCGUUCAUUGGAGACCGCAAACUCAGAUCUGGAGGUGAAGAUCCGGGAGUGGUAUGAAAAGCAAGGACCUAGCCCAACACGUGACUACAGCCAGUACUUGAAGACCAUCGAUGACCUCAGGGACAAGAUCCUUGCUGCCACUAUCGAUAACGCCAGGGUCGUCCUGCAAGUAGAUAAUGCCAGACUGGCCGCCGAUGACUUCAGAACAAAGUUUGAGAAUGAACUUGCUCUUCGCCAGAGUGUGGAAGCUGACAUUAAUGGUUUACGUAGAGUGCUGGAUGAACUGACAUUGGCCAGAACUGACUUGGAACUCCAGAUUGAGAACUUGAAGGAGGAACUUGCAUAUCUGAAGAAAAACCAUGAAGAGGAACUGAACGCUUUGCGUGGACAAACUGGUGGACAAGUUAGUGUUGAAGUAGAUGCUGCACCAUCAGUGGACCUGACCAAGAUUCUAACUGAAAUGAGAGACCAGUACGAGGUUAUGGCUGAGAAGAACCGUAAAGAUGCUGAGAAUUGGUUCCUCACUAAGUCAGAGGAACUAAACAAGGAAGUCGUAGUACACACGGAACAGAUACAAACAAGCAAGACAGAAAUCACAAAUCUAAGACGUACACUUCAGGGACUUGAAAUUGAACUUCAGUCUCAACUUAGCAUGAAAGCAUCACUGGAAGGCACUGUGGCGGAUACAGAAGCACGAUACGGAGCACAGUUAUCGCAGAUACAAAGUGUAAUAGCCAGCAUAGAAGCACAGUUUUCCGACCUCAGAUCCGACAUGGAGAGACAGAACCAUGAAUACAAGAUGCUCAUGGACAUUAAGGCCCGUCUGGAGCAAGAAAUUGCCACCUAUCGACAGCUCCUGGAAGGACAUGAAAAGUAGUGAUUCCAACAUCUUCCCCAAGUUAAACCACAGCUGUCAAAAAGUGAGACCUCUUGCAUGAAAAUUGGACUAGUGGAAAGAGGGACCUGCAAUAACAAUUACUUUGGAAAAGGAUUAUUAAAAUAAUCUGACAUUGGGACGUGUUAAUCUUUCUGUCGCCAAUGAAGCCUGCAUUGCAUUAUGGGUCUUCAAGGCCCAUGUCUACGUUAGUUGCUGAUGCUUUGAAAGUUUGCUUGGGUAGUGUCAACUUGACUUUUGCUUCAACUGUCUAAUAAAAACAUAUCUUUUGAGUCGUGCAUACAAACAA